CGGGUGAGCGCGGUAGUAGCAACAGUGCUAGGGCUGGCAACUGUUUACGAUACGUGAACUUUUCAAGAGAUUGUGCUAUUAGUAAUUUCUAUACUCCUUAAAAAAUAGCAAAACAAUUGUUAGUUAAGUUGUGAAGUUUGGACAUUUAUUUAAUAUUUUUAUGUGGAAAGUUCUUGUUUUUCAAGUGCACUGGAAUAACUUUCAUUGUAUGUGUUAUUUAUAGACUUGGAUGAAUUAUACAGAUAAUGCAGUAUGGAGGAUUACAACGACACACUGUUCCUCCUGAACGAGACAGAGGUUUACCUGCCGUACUCGCAGAGGGUUGAGACGUACGUCGUGCCCAUACUGUUUGCGUUCAUCUUUAUCAUUGGAGUGCUGGGAAAUGGCGCGCUAGUUGCAGUCUUCAUUAGACACAAGGCGAUGAGAAAUGUGCCUAACACGUACAUUCUGUCGUUGGCACUCGCAGAUCUUCUGGUGAUUGUGACCUGUGUGCCGUUCACUUCGAUCGUGUAUACGGUGGAGUCAUGGCCCUGGGGUGCCACCGUCUGCCGUCUCUCGGAGGCCGCUAAGGACGUGAGCAUUGGUGUCUCCGUGUUCACCCUUACAGCACUCUCAGCUGACAGAUACUUUGCCAUCGUUGACCCAUUUAGGAAACUACAUGCUUCAGGUGGAAGUAAGCGAGCAACUCGUUUAACCGUGGCCGCAGCUAUCGGUAUAUGGGUUCUGGCGGCUGCUCUUGCGAUGCCAGCCUACAUUGGUUCCUAUGUCAGAGAAUUUGUCGUCAGUCCCACCAAGAAGUUCCUCGUAUGCUAUCCGUACCCAGUGGAAUGGGGCGAAGAGUACGCACGUCUGGUCGUGUUACUGAAGUUCCUGAUUUACUACUCGAUGCCACUUGCGGUGAUUGCGCUGUUCUACGUUCUUAUGGCAAGACAUCUAGUGCUCAGUACUCAGAACAUGCCGGGAGAGAUGCAAGGAACGCAGAGACAGAUGCGAGCCAGAAGAAAAGUGGCAUUAACAGUUCUUGCGUUCGUGUUGGUUUUCGCAGCGUGCUUCUUGCCUACCCAUGUCUUUAUGAUGUGGUUCUAUUAUUGUCCAACAGCGGAAGAAGACUUUAACGCAUGGUGGUCUGCUCUACGGAUUGUCGGGUUCUGCCUAUCUUUCCUCAACAGCUGUGUCAAUCCUGUUGCGCUGUACUGCACAAGCGGAAUAUUUCGGAAGCAUUUUAAUAGAUACCUGUUCUGCCGAUCUACACCUCCCCAUGGUACUCGAAGCUCCAUGUCAUUAUCAACAUCCAGACGAUUGAACUCUAGCAGGAAGACCAAUGUCAGCAUGAUGCCCAGAACGACAAGUAUUGGUCGGGAGAGCAGCGUUCGGUUACUGAACAACGGAUCAUUGAAGCCUUGAGACAGAACUUGUUCGCGAACAUUUGCGAACAUUUAUGAGCUAGACAAGAUGUAGUGUGAAACAAACUGAAGAUAAAUGAUAAUUUUGAGUGGAAAUUUUGGACGAAAUAAUGACGGUUUCUGUUUUAUCACAAUACGAAUAUCAUUCUAGAAUAUGUAUUACUAUCUAGUAUUGUCAUAAAUACUGAAACAAAGAAAAAAAAAUUUUCUAUUGCAAAUAACUUUUAUUACUUUUUCAGUGUGUUAGUUUAAUACAUAAAUAUAAAACAAUUAAAGAUAUAAAAAGCUUAUUCGAAGUGGUGUCCAUCGGCUGCAAUACAGUCCUAUAAACGUUGAGGCUAGUUAUCAAUAGAAGCACGCACUACUUCCAUGGGAAAAUUAUUCACUGCCAAUCGUACGGAUUGUUUUAGUGACUCAAAAUUAUCAUGGCGCUUAGAGCAAGCCGCACUCUCUAAAACUGACCAUAAAUCAUAAUCCAGCGGAUUAAGAUCGGGAAUGGACGAGUCUCUCAGUCUUCAGCUCUGAUGAAGUUCAAGACGUCCGUUUCCAACCAAAACCGAGCGCCGAGUCUUGCUGGAAGGACCAUUCUUGGUAAUUGAAUAUGGUGUUGUUAAGGCUUCACUAUCUUCCCAAGAAUGGUAUCUUGAUACACUUGUGCCGAUGUUUUGAUACCUUUUUCACAAAAGUAUGGCUCAGUCACUCCUUCAUAGCUAAUACCCCACCAAACUACAGGACACCCCCUUGUUUGUCGUCCUAUGCCAUAAAAAAAACUCCAUUUUAAUAUCGCAAAAUAGUGUACAAUGUAUUGGCGCCAAAAUGAGAAAACUCAAUGAACAAUAAUAUAAAAAUGACAGAUUCCAAAUUCAAAUGUAAUAUUUUGUUUAUUUUUAAUUCCUACAGUAUUUAUGGCCAGACUAAGUAUUUGCUUACAUAAAAGUUGUUUUUUAGUUUGAUAAUAAAAAUUCUAUAAAAAUUGAAACUAAUAAGCUCCACAUGCUCCCAGUAAUUUUACUAAUAAACGAACUGGCUUUUAUUAUACAAUUUAAUAACCUAUAGUCAUUUUCAUCCAUCAAUCGGGCUUAUUCUAGUUUCGAAUACUAAGGAGAGGAAAAUAGAAGAAUUAGUGAUCAUGUAAAUAAAUUAUAUUUAAAUGUGUAUUUUAUACUUAACGACACUUAUAUUUGUAAAGGCGGUUCACAACCUCGUCUAAAACCAUGAACAAUACCCAAAACAUUUAUAAUAAAAAAAUAGUUCUUGACUUUAAAAACACGCCGUAAAU
This is a messenger RNA of Leptidea sinapis, 2682 nucleotides long. Its product is annotated as neuropeptide CCHamide-1 receptor-like. NCBI's taxonomy places the organism in Eukaryota, Metazoa, Arthropoda, Insecta, Lepidoptera, Pieridae. Gene Ontology annotation, biological process: G protein-coupled receptor signaling pathway. The coding region runs from base 253 to 1404 and encodes 383 amino acids. The record is from RefSeq and is a predicted model, not a curated record. The transcript has 9 exons. Gene Ontology annotation, molecular function: G protein-coupled peptide receptor activity. Gene Ontology annotation, cellular component: membrane.